UUGGCGUUCAGUACCGUGUCCAUUGAAAAGAGUGUUUAUGGGGGUUCGCAACGAAUGAUUUAAUAAGGUAUCGGGAAAUGCCUCGUGAUUAUGGGUCAUCGAAGAUAGACGGAAGCCAAUAGGAAAAUUCGUCCGUUCUUUGGCUACGAGCGUGACGAGACGAGAAAAAAGCAGCUAUAGGUACUCGUGAACGGUAGCACGCAGAUAGAUGAUUGCACGAGUAAAGCAAGACAAUACAACAGAGUGAAAGAUAGAGAGAGAGAGAGACAGAGAGAGCAAAGGUAAACUUGCAGGACAGUACAUAGAAGGGAUGCGUCGAAAUCGGCCGUAACUCGAUCAGCCUGCUAAUUUACGCAGAAAUACAUAUUCGCAAUGUUUGAGCCCACGGAACAGGGAAAGGAUUUGUGUAUCCAUACUGGAGUUGUACUCCGGGGAGCAAAUGCAAGGGAAGAUGAGGUUCACAGUCUGGGAACAUUAAAUAUUGUUGAAUACAGUUUUGGUAAAUGCAUAGAAUGGAAGCCUAUAGAGGAUUCUGUAGUUUCUGAAAGCCAAGAUCAAGAUCCAGAGUGGUCUUUGGUAAAUACACACACCAGACGUACUCGUACCUCAUCCGAAGGACCGGAUUCCCUUGGACGUACAAGGAUAGUCAGAAUUUUGUUUUCUGAUUUAAAUUCCUUUCGUAUAAAUCAUGGAGGACAACAGCUUAUAUUUAUGCAAAAGGAUGGUACCACAUAUGUUGCCUUCUUUCAACUAUCUAAUGCAGAAAGUUUUGUAAAUUCUUUAAAAGGAUUCAUUAAAUUCGUAAAAUCUCGUACGAAUAAAAAUUUAUACCUUGUAGUAGACGAAGUUCAGUCUGUAUUGAGUAAAUCAUUCGCUGAGUUAGAUAUAUUUCAAGAAAAUACUUCAGAUUAUGUUUGGAAAUUUGUAAAGAAUCUACAUGACCAUCCGUAUGAAACAACAAUGGAAGCAUUUAGUAAACUAGCAGAUAUUUGGUUAUACAAAGAAACAGCUAAACGUCCUGUUGAGGAAGCUGUUGCAGAUAUAUUAAACAGUUCAUUGUCAAUCGAUGUACCCCAUCCACCACUGUCUGUGGGUUCUGGGGAUGAAUACGAAGUAAUAGGAGAGCAUGGAUUAGGAGUGGUAUUACCACCACGACCAGCUUGUCCGAGAGGCACACCACUGUCACAAGAACAAUGGAACAAAUAUAAGGACCCAGAGGGGAGGAUUUCAAAUCCUCAGGAAGUAAAACAAGUUAUUUUUCGCGGGGGUAUUGCACCGUCGUUGCGAUUUGAAGUAUGGAAGUUUUUAUUAAAUUAUUAUCCAUGGAAUUCGACGCAUAUUGAAAGAUUAGAAUUAAAGAAAAAAAAGACUGAUGCGUAUUUCAUGAUGAAAUUGCAAUGGAGGUCUAUGACUCCCGUGCAAGAGAAAAAUUUUUCCGAUUAUCGGGACCGAAAAAGUUUAAUAGAAAAGGAUGUUAAUAGAACGGAUCGAACGCAUCCAUACUAUACGGGCGAUAACAACCCACAUUUAGCACAAUUAUACGAUAUUCUCAUGACGUACGUGAUGUACAAUUUCGAUUUAGGGUAUGUUCAAGGAAUGAGUGAUCUUCUAAGUCCUAUUUUAUGUUUAAUGGAAAGUGAAGUAGACGCAUUUUGGUGUUUUGUUGGAUUCAUGGAUAAAGUGAGUAGCAAUUUCGAAAUAGACCAGGCUGGAAUGAAAGCUCAGUUAUGCCAAUUGUAUGCAUUAUUGAGUACUACAGAUCCGCAAUUAGCGACUUACUUGAGUAAGCACGAUUCAGGAAACAUGUUCUUUUGUUUCCGUUGGCUCUUGGUUCUAUUUAAACGAGAGUUCAACGCGGUCGACAUAAUGAAAUUAUGGGAAAUAUUAUGGACUGACCUACCCUGCAAAAAUUUUCACCUGCUCUUAUGCGCGGCCAUAUUGGACACAGAAAGAAGUAUGCUUAUGGAGAAUCGCUAUGGGUUCACAGAAAUACUGAAGCACAUAAACGAUCUUUCGCUUCACAUCGAGUUACCUUGGACAUUAUCCAAAGCGGAGGGUAUUUAUUAUCAACUAUUGUUGGUGGCAGACCAGUUACCUGAUAACAUCCGCACAAUAAUUGGACUCGAACCUUUAAAUAAAACGUUAACUAGCGAUACAGAAGACAGCAGCGAAGCUUCUGGCACCAACGUCGUGGCUAAUGGAGCUAAUAGCAAUUCCAGAAGGAACAGUACAGAGAGUGACAACGUUAAGUUAGGAAACAAUGAGGUGUCCUUUGAACGUGGAUUAAAUUUAUCGUACAUGUGAGACCAGGAGCAAUCGUUUAUCAUGAUUUGAGAACCGUGUUGUGCACCGCAGUCAAUUUUGCAAGACUUACACUCUUAACGGACGUUUGUAGUUCUGCUUUUCACGGAGAACGUGCGCGUUUUUCGUUAGAACAAUACAGUGAAGCGUAUUUCGGCUCCCAUUGAACAUUGCCGUGUGCAAACGGCAACUUUGUAUGAAAUAGGCGUAUUUUAUAAUGAUGUCUCGUAUACUGUAUACCGAACGAAUUGUUUUGGAUCGGAAUGUCUUGAUCAUUGUACUUGGAACUUCGUUGUGUAAACGUCAAAUAUUACCUCGAAUUUACGAAGUUACAGCGAGAACUACGGUUAAUAGCGUUGAAUUUUGAGAUAUUUAUGAAAUUCACUGUAAUUACGAAGAGAUUAUAGACACGCAUACUUAGGAAAUAAGGGGUAGUUUCGUACAAAUCAUAUUUGCUUAACCAUACCUUCGAUGCACGUUG
Messenger RNA from Dufourea novaeangliae, 2782 nucleotides. It is a transcript of the gene Tbc1d15-17, whose product is annotated as TBC1 domain family member 15. Gene Ontology annotation, molecular function: GTPase activator activity. Gene Ontology annotation, biological process: activation of GTPase activity. The transcript is spliced from 9 exons. The record is from RefSeq and is a predicted model, not a curated record. The coding region runs from base 373 to 2304 and encodes 643 amino acids. Lineage: Eukaryota; Metazoa; Arthropoda; Insecta; Hymenoptera; Halictidae.